AUUUUGUGGCCUGAUUGUAGAUCGGGAUGCAUUUACAGCUCUUUGCUUUAUGUUAAGAGCAACAUCUGCCAUUGGAGGGGCUGCAGCUGAAACCUCGGCAUUGACCAUCUUAUUGGAAAAAUUCCCAGAUAAUGUUGGAAUGGUUUCAGGUGUGGUGGAGAUAUGUACUGGAGGUGCAUUUUCCUUUGGUCCAGUUAUGGGGGGAGUUCUUUACACGGUUGGUGGUUUUAAACUUCCCUUCAUUGUUACGGGUGGAACUAUGAUUGCUGUUAUUCCAAUUUUAGCCUUGACACUUGGCAAAGGAGAGGAAAAGAAGGAAAACGAUGACAAGGAAUCAAUAUCCAGGUUAACAGUGCUAAAAAUUCCUACUGUACUCGUGUUAUCUCUCUGCUUUGCCGUCUGUGGCUUGUCAUUUUGUUACCCUGAUCCUAUCUUAGGGCCUCACUUAAUGGAGUUGGGUCAAAAUCCAGCAAAUGUUGGUCUUGCUUUUCUUUGUUGGAGUGCGACUUACGCCCUCUUUGCACCAUUGGUCGGAUGCAUAGGAGAUAAAACGAAAUGUUAUCGAACGAUGAUGAUAGCAGGUUUUACUGUAAUUCUCGUUGGACAUCUGUUGGUGGGACCUGCUCCAUUUCUUACGUUCUUACCAGCAAAGACGAUUUGGCUGUUGAUUUUAGCAGUGUUCCUUUAUGGAAUUGGGGGGCAGAUAGUAUGUCCAAUGAUUCCUCCGCAAACGUCCUUGUAUCAAGUAUUCACAAUUCUAUGUACUAUUUAG
Pocillopora damicornis (cauliflower coral) is the source of this 772-nucleotide messenger RNA. RefSeq names its product MFS-type transporter SLC18B1. Gene Ontology annotation, molecular function: transmembrane transporter activity. The record is from RefSeq and is a predicted model, not a curated record. Gene Ontology annotation, biological process: transmembrane transport. Lineage: Eukaryota; Metazoa; Cnidaria; Anthozoa; Scleractinia; Pocilloporidae.